Messenger RNA from Chlorocebus sabaeus (green monkey), 3262 nucleotides. RefSeq names its product trans-L-3-hydroxyproline dehydratase (gene L3HYPDH). Gene Ontology annotation, molecular function: hydro-lyase activity. Lineage: Eukaryota; Metazoa; Chordata; Mammalia; Primates; Cercopithecidae. The record is from RefSeq and is a predicted model, not a curated record.
GCCUCCCAGUAACCUGGGCAACCGCUCCGAAGUUCCUCCCCCACUUCCGGGUUUAGGCUCCGAUGUCCCGCCCCACGAGGGGUGGCUGCUUCGCGUCCCGCCCUCCUCGCCAGGAGUCAGUGGGUAGGGGUCGGGCUUGAAGCCAUCGCUGCAGGACUGUUCUUGUGUUCCCGGACGCAGACCAUGGAGAGCGCGCUGGCGGUGUCCCGGCUGCCCCCGCAAGAUCCGGGGACGCCGGUGCUGUCGGUGGUGGACAUGCACACGGGCGGCGAGCCCCUGCGCAUCGUGCUGGCUGGGUGUCCGGAGGUGUCCGGGCCCACCCUGCUGGCCAAGCGGCGCUACAUGCGCCAGCACCUUGACCACGUGCGGCGACGGCUCAUGUUCGAGCCCCGAGGGCACCGGGACAUGUACGGGGCGGUCCUAGUGCCGAGCGAGCUGCCGGAUGCGCACUUGGGCGUCCUGUUCCUGCACAACGAGGGCUACAGCUCCAUGUGCGGCCACGCAGUGCUGGCGCUGGGCCGCUUCGCCUUGGACUUCGGGCUUGUGCCGGCGCCCGCUGCGGGCACCCGCGAGGCCCGCGUCAACAUCCACUGCCCGUGUGGGCUGGUGACCGCCUUCGUGGCGUGUGAGGACGGCCGCAGCCACGGCCCGGUGCGCUUCCACAGCGUCCCGGCCUUCGUGCUGGCAACAGAUCUCAUGGUGGACGUUCCCGGACAUGGAAAGGUGGUGGUGGACAUUGCAUAUGGCGGUGCAUUUUAUGCAUUUGUUAGUGCUGAAAAGUUAGGACUAGACAUUUGUUCUGCAAAGACCAGGGACCUUGUGGAUGCAGCGAGUACAGUAACAGAGGCAGUGAAAGCUCAGUUUAAAAUUAAUCAUCCUGAUAGUGAAGACCUUGCCUUUUUAUAUGGAACCAUAUUAACAGAUGGAAAAGAUGCUUAUACCAAGGAACCAACCACCAACAUUUGUGUUUUUGCAGAUGAACAGGUUGACAGAAGUCCCACUGGCUCGGGAGUGACAGCCCGAAUUGCCUUACAGUAUCACAAAGGGCUUCUGGAACUGAACCAGACCAGAGCCUUCAAAAGCAGUACCACUGGCUCAGUAUUCACAGGAAAAGCUGUGAAGGGCAACUUCCUGGGAGCUAAGGCUACUAAAAGGUAGAAGCCACAGUACUCAUCUGCAGAGCGCUUACAGCCUCAGCAAGGACCUUCUGGCUUUGUAACAACAAUCAGCCAUAACAAGUUUACUUGUGGAGAAGAAAAGGCGUAGCAUUUUCAGAAGAGGCUAUCAAAGAAAAGAGAUGAACUUGGAAGCAAGAGAUAUGCAGGUAUAAGUCAGCCACCCAUUUGACCCAGUGUAGAUACUUACACAAUCAAUACCUCAAAAGGUGAAGAAAGAAUGAUUCUCAAAAUAAUCUAAGAGUUUGACCUUUCCAUCUGCUUACUAUGAGUAUGCAAUUAUAGUGACUUUGUGGGAAAAGGAGAAAGAAAAGCUAUGAAAUAAUGGAAUGGAUUAAAUAUUGAGUACUAUGUAAAGGCCAGAAUGUAAUCCUUCAUGUCUCAUUCUGCUUCCCGUUUGGGUAUUUCAUUUGGGAGGAAAUAAUGCAGCAACAGGUAAUACUCUGUAUAGUAGGUGCAUUAGCUUAUUUAAUCCUCAGAGCAAUCUUAUGAAGGCAUACUAUAUUAUCACUCUCCCCAUUUUACAGAUGAGAAAACCAAGGCACAGAGGUGUUAUGUGAUCACACAGCUAGUAAGUGCUAAACAUGAGAUUUGCACCUGGCAGACUGGUGCCAGAAGUCGUCUCUUAACUGCUAUACUGUACUGCCUCUGUCUUUUGAAAAAGACAAUGAGAAACCUGGGAAAGUGCCAAGGAAGAUAAAGACAACUAUCAAAGGGAUAGGAAAACAGCAUAACAUUUAAAAGAAAAGAUUUUGUUUUUGAUUUGGAAAACAACUAUAUGUGUGUGUUUUAAAAAAAUACAUAUGAAGAGUUUCUGAGCAGUUGUUUUCUGGAAAAAUUCCACUCAAGAUGACCCCAGUCAUCCAACUUCCCCAUUCCUGCUCUAGCACAUCUGAACACCAUUGGAGAAAAAUUACAGAAUCAGGUCAAUUAGUACCCACUGCACUUAGAAUCCAUAGCCUUGCCUGCCCCUUCCACCCUGCUGGCAAUCUCAGCAUUUUCACAUGUCAGCUCACUCCUUCUGCCCCCUUUUGUGACCCUUCAAACUUUCUCCACUCAAACAUUUAACCAACCCUAACCUCUUGGAAUGUGACGUUUGUUGCUACUUCUCCACGAAAAUAGAAGCCAUCAGAUACACAUUUCUUCAUAUUUUAGCCACUGAACCUAACUAAACUAGAUUUGUACUAGUUCUCAGCUAUGUUUUCCAGUUAUAAUGAAGCUGGUCUCUUCUCCAGCCUCGGAAAUCUCAUGCUAUCUAUUAUUUCUGUUCCCUGGUAUCCUUAGCCUUCCCACUGAACCAUAUCCCUGCCAUGAGCACUUAAGCAUGCCCUGAUCUCUCACUUGAGAAGAAAAAUUCCCAUUCUUCCCUCCUUUUCUCUCCCUCAGUUCCUUUCCAUCAGCUAACUCAUAGAAAGAAUUGCCUGUACUUUUACAAUUGAUCUAAAUUCUAGUCUACACUUUUAGUAGUAUAAGAAAGAAAGUAAUUAUUUUUCUGCAACCCGGUAUCUUACUCUGCCAGAUGGCAAAACUUAAGAUGACAGCAUCUAGGUUCUAGGGGCUUAUUAGUGCCAAUGCACUGGUGAACCUAAGUCCUCAAUUGUCAUCCAUUCACCCUGGCAUCUGCAAAGGCAUCCAUCAGUCUGUCUCUGCCCUUAUAUCCAUGGCUUGCUGAAUAAUUAUUUCCCACUUAAGUCCAAGAGGACCCAGCUCAAAUGACCACUUUGGAGCCCCUCUCUAAACACAGAAAAAUCAUGACUCCACCUCAGAACCAUAGAGGGUUGUGACCACACCCAUUAGGAGGUCACAGGCUGCUUUUUAAAAAUUUUUCAGAUAUUUUUGAUUUUUGAUAUAUUUUGAUAUUGUUGGGUCAAUAAAUCAAAAUUAUACAUAAAACAUGCAUUGGAAGUUCCACUUCUGGAAUGGCAAUGAAGAGCUCUGUGGAUCCCAACAAGUGUAACUGGUGAACAUUAGUUUCAAGACAAUCAUUUUAAAUCUUUUUAAAUUGUCCUAAUGGCAUAUCGAAAAUGGAGAAACAUUAAUUAAGAAAAUCUACUAAAACUCAGUAAGAAUAGUGAGUCUGUGGCAUU